This is a messenger RNA of Dipodomys spectabilis (banner-tailed kangaroo rat), 6268 nucleotides long. RefSeq names its product Wnt family member 5A (gene Wnt5a). Gene Ontology annotation, biological process: neuron differentiation; multicellular organism development; cell fate commitment. Gene Ontology annotation, cellular component: extracellular region. NCBI's taxonomy places the organism in Eukaryota, Metazoa, Chordata, Mammalia, Rodentia, Heteromyidae. The record is from RefSeq and is a predicted model, not a curated record. Gene Ontology annotation, molecular function: frizzled binding; cytokine activity. The transcript has 5 exons. The coding region runs from base 981 to 2123 and encodes 380 amino acids.
UCCCCUCGGGCAGUUGCCCUUCGUUCUCUCUACCCACCGCGCGGCAGAAAGUUUGGAACCAGCUGGCACCUAUUUUGCGCCCCAUUUUUUUUUAAACCAGACCCUAAAAUGAAAGGACAAAAUUUGGCGCUGACUCGUGCAGCUCUGAUGGCGACUUGUGCGUUUUCAGCCGUAUCUCCUGGAGAAAAGGCCAUGCGCGCCUGAUUGUUCGGUGGCCCCAAAGCUGCUGCUGCUGCUGCUGCGUGUGUGUGUGUGUGUGUGUGUGUGUGCGUGCGUGCGCGCGCGCCUGGGUGUAUGUGUCUGUGUGUACACAGACGUCCACACACUAGCUCGGCUACAGGAUCAGCUCCUGGAAACAGACGUUUCGGCCACAGACCGGAGAGGAGGAGCUGGAGCUCAGGAGGCGUGAGUCGCCCGAGUUUGCAGAGUCCGUGGUGUGAAUGAACUGGGGGCACCUGGGCGCAGGGAUCGCCCCCCUCCCUUCCCCCGCCUCGGGCCAGAGUAGAGUAGUGGGGCAUUUUUUUUUCAUCCUCUGUGAAGAAUUUUUUUUUUUAUUAUUUGUUGUAAAGUCUUUUGCACAAUCACGCCCACAUUUGGGGUUGGAAAGCCCUAAUUACCACCGUCGCUGAUGGACGUUGGAGAGGGAGCGCCUCGCCGCGGAACAGUCGCCUGCGCGCCCUUGCCGGACCGCGGCUCCUUCACUGCGUCCCGGAGCAGCCCUGCCCUUGCUGCGGGCCGGCGUGCGUCGGCACCCCCUCGGUUCCCGGGCUCUGCUCAGCGCCACCCUACCUCGAGAUCCCAGGCCUGGGCGCCAGCGCCUGCUUUGGCUCCGGUUCACUGCGCCCACCCGACGCGCCCAGGAGGACUCCGCAACUCUGCUCCGGAGAGUCCCGCCAGGUUUAACCCGGCCGCUCCGCCUGGAUUCCUUGGCUGCCCUCGCUCGGGUGGCGACUUCCUCCCCGCGCCCCCUCCCCCUCGCCAUGAAGAAGUCGAUUGGAAUAUUAAGCCCAGCAAUGGCUUUGGGGACGGCUGGAGGUACAAUGUCUUCCAAGUUCUUCCUUAUGGCUUUGGCCGUAUUUUUCUCCUUCGCCCAGGUUGUAAUUGAAGCCAAUUCUUGGUGGUCGCUAGGUAUGAAUAACCCUGUUCAGAUGUCAGAAGUAUAUAUCAUAGGAGCGCAGCCUCUCUGCAGCCAACUGGCAGGACUUUCUCAAGGACAGAAGAAACUGUGCCACUUGUAUCAGGACCACAUGCAGUACAUUGGAGAAGGCGCGAAGACAGGCAUCAAGGAAUGCCAGUAUCAGUUCCGACACCGAAGAUGGAACUGCAGCACAGUGGACAACACCUCCGUGUUUGGCAGAGUUAUGCAGAUAGGCAGCCGGGAGACGGCCUUCACUUACGCAGUGAGCGCGGCGGGGGUGGUGAACGCCAUGAGCCGUGCGUGCCGCGAGGGCGAGCUGUCUACCUGCGGCUGCAGCCGCGCUGCGCGCCCCAAGGACUUGCCGCGGGACUGGCUGUGGGGCGGCUGCGGGGACAACAUCGACUACGGCUACCGCUUCGCCAAGGAGUUCGUGGAUGCGCGCGAGCGGGAGCGCAUCCACGCCAAGGGCUCCUACGAGAGCGCGCGCAUCCUCAUGAACUUGCACAACAACGAGGCAGGCCGCAGGACGGUGUACAAUCUGGCUGACGUGGCUUGCAAGUGCCAUGGUGUGUCGGGCUCAUGUAGUCUCAAGACGUGCUGGCUACAGCUGGCUGACUUCCGCAAGGUGGGCGAUGCACUGAAGGAAAAGUAUGACAGCGCCGCAGCCAUGCGUCUCAACAGCCGUGGCAAGCUGGUACAGGUCAACAGUCGCUUCAACUCACCCACCACCCAGGAUCUGGUCUACAUUGACCCCAGCCCUGACUACUGCGUGCGCAACGAGAGCACGGGCUCCCUGGGCACACAGGGCCGCCUGUGCAACAAGACGUCAGAGGGCAUGGAUGGCUGUGAGCUCAUGUGCUGUGGUCGAGGCUAUGACCAGUUCAAGACCGUGCAGACAGAGCGCUGUCAUUGCAAGUUCCAUUGGUGCUGCUAUGUGAAGUGUAAGAAGUGCACAGAAAUCGUGGACCAGUUUGUAUGCAAAUAGUGGGCGCCUGCUCGCCAUCCAACCCCGCUUCCCAGGAUCCAUUUAUUUAUAGAAAGUACAGUGAUUUUGGUUCUCUCUUUCUUCUUAAAUAUAUAUAUAUAUAUAUAUACAUACAUAUAUAUAUAUUUUAAUUUUCCCCCAAGAACCACAACCAGAAGCAUAUUUUUCUGUUACAUCUAAGAACUCUGUGGAUUAUUAAUUAAUAUUAUAAUUAUUACUUGGCAAUAAUAGGGGUGGGAAUCAAGAAAAGUAUUUAUUUUAUAGAUCUCUGCAAACCUUCUUCUGAUAGUGUAAGAUGAAGGGGAGAUAACUCAGACCCUAAGUCAGCCAUCUGGAUGGGGUAGACAUCCACAGGUACAGAAAAUCCAUUCUUUUUGUCUCAAUUACAGAGUCCCAUGGGAUGGGUAAGACUCAGCUGGAAGAGGGCGGUACAAAUCUAUGCAUGAUUCAGCUUCUAGGACCAAAAUGAAUUGUUAAUACUCUGGUGUGAGACUAAAGGUCUUGAAAAAAAAAUACAAAAGCCAAACCUCAGAAAACCAAACCCCCCUGUUUUCAAGGGGCUGCCAGCCUGCUUUUUUUUAAAAAAGAAAAAAUAUUUUCAAAAUUGUUGCUUAAAUUGUAAGAGCAAGUGUCUCAUUAUAUCCAGAGUUAAGGCAUAUCAUGUGUGUGUGUGUGUGUGUGUGUGUGUAUGCAUGCGUGUGCGUGUGUGCACAUGCGUGUGUAAUUCCCCAGUAUUUCAUCAUUUGAUGGUCUUAUUCUAGUAGCUUAUGAAACAGGGAAAAGAAAAGUUCUCAGAAAUUAAAAAAGUUUGAAAGUUCUUUUGGGACCAUGAAUUGGUAGUGUUAAAUAAUUCUGUGUACUAGACUUCAUUGUUGUUGUUGUUGCUUGUUUGGGAAGAGGGUGAUAGCUUGAAUAUCAAGAACAAUAGCUUGUCAUUUUCUUAGAAAUACUUGGUUCCUAAAGGCUAAUUGAAGGUAAUACAUCAAUUCUUUUCACAAAUCUUCAGCCCACAGAUCACAGGUGAUCAUAUGCAGUUCAGUCCUGUGCUAUAGCAGUCAAAAUUUGAAAUCUUUCUUCCUACAGGGCCCCAAAGAAUCUUUGGUCCCUCUUUGUUGUGUGAGCUUUGGCACACAUGCCAAGGGCAGCUCCGCUCCUCUGGGCCCCCUUUGUAGGACAGGAAGUGGAAUGUCUGCUAAGAAAACUGCCACUUAGGGAUUUUGUAACUUUUUAUUCCGAGGCACAGUAACUUCAUAGUUUUGAUGAUAUCACUUGGCUGAAGCAAUCCACAGAGGUGUCUCAGCAUUUUGCUGUUAUAAUCCUGUGUUAGAGUAUCGACUCAUGCUUUUCCUAUUAUCCUGCAGGUACUAAAGCUGUUCCUAGUGUACUUGAACAGUUGCAUUUAUAAAGGGUGAGGGGGAAAUGUGGUCUAAUGGUGCCUGAUAUUUCAGUCUUUUGUACAUAACAUAUAUAUAUAUAUACAUAUAUAAAUAUAAAUAUAAUUAUAUCUCUGUGCAGUCAGCGAUUUAGAUUUAUAGGUGACUCUGGGCUUAUUUCUCUGUCUGGAACAUUGUCAUACUUCAUUGCAAUCCAGUUGGGAUUUUUCUAAAAGAGUUUUGAGUCUCAAGCUUGGUGCGUGGCCCUGACAGGAUCGUACUCCCAGCACCAGGAAGAAAGCUGUGCUCAGAGGAAUCUUGAUGGUCUGACUCACUGAAAUACAUGUUUGUUUGAAGGUUGUCUUUCCCGCCCACCCCCUGUUCUUCACCUCCCUUUCAACAUCCCUCUGAAGAGAGGGCAUAAUGGUUCCUCACAGAUGUGACUGUAAAGAGAUCUGGGCGUAUCAUUGUUUCCGUUCACUUAGGACAUCUUGUAGAGUGGAAAUGUAUGUGUCAGAUUUGGUGCUACUUGUCAGAGUCCCUGUUCCUACAUAGCUGGCGUAACUUUUUUUGGUUCCCCGACAAAGGACAUCACUUUUCCAAAAGUGCCAUCAAAUGUGUUCUUCUCUCAGACUGACACUGUUUUAAAGGUUUGGAAAGAUGCAUGUGUUCCGUAGCUUUUCUAGGCAUGGUGGCCUUCAUGCCCCCUCAACCAGCUGGGCUCUUAACUCAUUGCACAGGAUACUUACUUCCCCUCAGCUGCAGUAAAUUGCAAGCAAAAGAAAUCUAAAAAAAAAAAAAAAAGCACUAAUUAGUUAGAAAUGUCACUUUUUGGUUUUUAUUCUUCAAAAACCAUGAAGUAACUUUUGUUAUUUGCUAAAUCAGAUUGUGUCCUUUUUUUUUUUUUUUUGUAGCGAUUCAUGUUUAUGAACAGAGUGGAGUUUAACAAUCCUAGCUUUUCAAAAGAAACUAUUUAAUGUAAAAAUAUUCUACAUGUCAUUCAGAUAUUAUGUAUAUCUUUUAUGGCCUUUAUUCUGUACUUUUAAUGUACAUAUUUCUGUCUUGUGUGAUUUGUAUAUUUCUCUGGUUUUAAAGAAAACAUCGAGAGGCUUAUGCCAAUGGAAGAUAGAAUAUAAAAUAAAAUGUUACUUGUAUAUUGGUAAGUGGUUUUAGUUGUCCUUCAUGUGGAGAUUUUUGGUGAACCCAUGGGGUAAAGCAUAGAAGAGCAAAGAACUUUACCCAAAUGAAACUAUUUCGAAGCUUCAAAAGGUUUCUGUAUGUAACAGAACAAAAGGGGAAUUUUCUUUUCUUAUAUAUGUUCCUCAAAAAAAAAAAAAAAGAAAUCAAACAGAUGGCUUAAAGCUGGACGUAGGAUUGCUCACAUACUUUUAGCAUUAUGCAUGUAACUUAAUUGUUUUAGAGCGUGUUGCUGUUGUAACCUUGAGGACAAGAACCAGCAAGGCACAUGCUUUUAUCCAUGACCAGAUUUUUAGUCACAAUGCGUAUAUAUAAUGGUUGUAUGUUUACCACUGCAAGGAGCGCAGCUAUUUGAAUUUCUUGUGCACCACGUGUGGUAUCUCUUUGUCCCUUGGAAGGCAGGUUUUAUUUUUUAAAAAAGAGCCUCAGUCUACAGAGAAUGAACUCAUUAGAAACGAAAGAUUUCUUGUGUUAAAUGCCAUUAAGUUCCAGUGCUUUCUGAAAAUGUACGUGGAGAUCUGGUUAGUGCCUUGCAGACUGAUAAACUAGCCCUUUGCUAUUUUUCCUUUCUCUUUUGGAUAACCUUAUAACAUAUUGAAACCUUUUAAGGAAGCCAAGAAUGCAUUAUUCAAAAAAAGAAAAAAAAACCCAGUAGACCAACAUAUAGAGUGUUUAAAAUAGAUUUCUGGGCAAAUUCAACCCCUUGUGGUUCUAGGAGUCACAUCUGUUUCAGUUUUUCAUCUGUUGUGUAGUGACCAGUGUUCUUUAUUGCAAAAGCGUAUAGUUGACGUAGCAAAGUCAGCAUCUUUUUCCUUCUCAUCCUGGAGUUCAUUCAAGAUUUUCUCAAUAGGGGGUGGGAGAUGAGUGAAAACUGUAUCUAUGGGUAGUGGCAGUCGUGUACAAAAUGUUUGCAGUGGGUUACAGGAAGAGGACGCUUCUGCCUUUUAGGGCAGUUAACUUUGCUCUAAUCAGCUUCUUGGUUCCGCUUUUUUCAAGUUCAAGCAUAAGGCUGGCAGGGCCUCAGCAUGAGUACCCAACCUAUUACAACCCUCACUUGCCAAUGAUGAUGUUGCUGAUGACCAUUUCAAUUCAUUCUUAUACACCAUGAUCCAAGCCACUGGAAAAUGAUAUCACUGAGAGCAGGAUGACAAAUCCUCCAAUUAAGAGAUGAGUGCUAGGUGGCUUCAUCCAAGUUAAACAGCUCCCAAAGACAGUGACCCAUGUCCCCACCGAGUGACAUAAGAGAAUCAGAGAAAUAGGAAAAGGACUUAAAUCUCAAAGUAUGUAUUUAAUGCAAGUUAGUACCAAGGUACAGGUCUAAAAUACUGCAUUUUCACUGUAAAGAAUGCCUUAAAAUAUUUAUUUUUAAAAAAGUAUUUUCUAGUCUCCCUUCUAUCUAUGGAGUGGUAAAAAUGAGAUUCUGUGUUUUCAAAGUGAGAUGAUAAAAUUUAAUAGAGAAAAGUUUUAGAGACCUAGGAAUUACAAAUGAAUUACAUGCUUGUUAACAUGAAUUUUACAUUUAAAAUUGAUGAGUGGGUAUGUUAUAUUUUAGGGAGAGAUCUUGUUAAGCCAACU